Molecule: messenger RNA, 1218 nt
Organism: Fomitopsis serialis
Lineage: Eukaryota; Fungi; Basidiomycota; Agaricomycetes; Polyporales; Fomitopsidaceae
Exons: 4
Coding region: 1-1218 (405 amino acids)
Source: RefSeq, a predicted model, not a curated record
AUGCAGUACUCAGUGUUCUCCAAUCGCGGUCGCGUGCGCGAGGAGGCGGGGGCGUACUACUACAUACUCCUGCCCAAGAUGAUCGAUUGGUCGGCGCGCCUGGUGGAGAACCCGGGCGACUUCUACGUCCGCGGGCGACACACUGUGGGCGACCUGAUGGUGACACUACGUGUGCUGAGCUUCCCUCCGAAGGGAGAGACUGCCCGGACUCGGCCCUGGGAGGUUCUUCCCAUGCAAACCUUGGCCGACUUGGCGGAGUACGUGGACACGCUCGAGUCCGUUCAGGUCGCCGUGGCGAAUGUCAUGACCAACGUCCACUGCGGCUCAGUGAACGUAUCACUGGAGCAGGCCAACUGGAUUAUGAGGCUUCUUGUCCCUGUCGCUCGGGAGAUCGGGUGGAAGAUGGAUGGCUAUAGCACCCAUGCCAGGAAGACCGCAGUGGGAAAGCUCAGCGCCGACGAGUGGAGGACCCCAUACCUUCCUGCGAUACUUUACAUGUAUACGGCUUUCCUGCGCGAUGAGGUCCGAACGGUGGAAGACGUCCGUGCGGAAUCCAGGACGUACUUUGCUUACAGGACAGGGCUCUUCGUCCGGGAUAACAUGCCGUUCUGGCCGGGUGGGUAUACCGUCCCCAUCAUUCCGGAACACGAACUGUUCGACCCGCACCGGGUGCAGACCGAAUUCUGGCUUGCAAUGCGGGCACACAUCUAUGUGCUCCGCACCCGCAGCGACAUGUUCAUUGACGGCGUGCCCAACGCGCGUCUUCAGCGUCACUGGCUCCUGGGUUUGGAGGUCACUCAGGAGCGCAUCGAUGCCCACGUCUUGGAUCACGACCUUUCCAAGGAAGCCCCGGGAUUGCUUGCUAUUUCGCUGGCGUUCAUCAAGCUCGCGCAUGUGCAAGGCGUGGUGGACGUGCUGAUGUCGUCGACGACGGAACUCGUGUUCUGGGAGUACCAGGCGCACAGUCCAUACCCCGGUGUUCCGUGCCUUCCUGUUGGGAUUAUCGAGGGCUCGCCGGGACAUGCGACCUGGUCCGCCCGUCAGGCGAAGCAUUGCCACCGCGUGCUGGCGCACAUGUUGGCCCGGAUGGCAAUCUUCGAGUCUGUGCGGUUUGCUGAUGCGGGCUUGAACGCACAGUUGACGGAGCAUCUGCAUUUCUGCCACCAGCGUCUGGGCUGGUUAGCGGCUCAGCUCGAGGGGUAUUCCGCUCCGGUCUAA